GGGCGUCGCUUGGGGGAUGAGGGCGUGACACUACGGGCUCCCUGCCGCUUCCUGCUCCUCUCUGUGUUUGUGAGAAACUCAUCAGCGAGGAACGAGGGGGAAUUAACACUGGCGCCUUGUUAGCCGCUAGCUUAGCCUGCUGAGACAGGGGUGUGAGAAGUUAAACCCCGGAUCUAGGAGAUAAGGAUUAGCUGAGCCCAACAACAGAAGGGAAGCCGGAGCUCUGCGCCAGAUUACAGUGGAGAGUGCCAGCCAGCAGCAGGGUGGUGCCACUUUGCAGCCCUCAUUGAUGGGCUUCAGGCUACAAAUGGCAUGCAGGCCCACUUGUAUUUAGUGGUAUACCUUGUGUCUGCCAGUAUAAUUUUAUUGUAUUUAUUUAUUUUUAUUUAACCUUUAUUUAACCAGGUAAACCAGUUGAGAGCAAGUUCUCAUUUACAACUGUGACCUGGCCAAGAUAAAGCAAAGCAGUGCGAUAAAAACAACAACACAGAGUUACAUAUGGGGUAAACAAAACAUAAAGUCAAAAAUACAACAGAAAAUAUAUAUACAGUGUGUGCAAAUGUAGCAAGUUAUGGAGGUAAGGCAAUAAAUAGGCCAUAGUGCAAAAUAAUUACAAUGUAGUAUUAACACUGGAAUGAUAGAUGUGAUGUUGUUCAAAUAGAGAUACAGGGGUGCAAAUUUGCAAAAUAAAUAACAAUAUGGGGAUGAGGUAGUUGGGUGGGCUAAUUUCAGAUGGGCUGUGUACAGGUGCAGUGAUCGGUAAGGUGCUCUGACAACUGAUGCUUAAAGUUAGUGAGGGAGAUAAGUCUCCAGCUUCAGAGAUUUGUGCAGUUCGUUCCAGUCAUUGGCAGCAGAGAACUGGAAGGAAUGGCGGCCAAAGGAGGUGUUGGCUUUGGCGAUGACCAGUGAGAUAUACCUGCUGGAGCGCAUACUACGGGUGGGUGUUGCUAUGGUGACCAAUGAGCUAAGAUAAGGCGGGGAUUUGCCUAGCAGGGAUUUAUAGAUGACCUGGAGCCAGUGGGUUUGGCGAUGAAUAUGUAGUGAGGACCAGCCAACAAGAGCGUACAGGUCACAGUGGUGGGUAGUAUAUGGGGCUUUGGUGACAAAACGGAUGGCACUGUGAUAGACUACAUCCAAUUUGCUGAGUAGAGUGUUGGAGGCUAUUUUGUAAAUGACAUCGCCGAAGUCAAGGAUCGGUAGGAUAGUCAGUUUAACGAGGGCAUGUUUGGCAGCAUGAGUGAAGGAGGCUUUGUUGCGAAAUAGGAAGCCGAUUCUAGAUUUAACUUUGGAUUGGAGAUGCUUAAUGUGAGUCUGGAAGGAUAGUUUACAGUCUAACCAGACACCUAGGUAUUUGUAGUUGUCCACAUACUCUAGGUCAGACCCGCCGAGAGUAGUGAUUCUAGUCGGGUGGGCGGGUGCCAGCAGCAUUCGAUUGAAGAGCAUGCAUUUAGUUUUACUAGUGUUUAAGAGCAGUUGGAGGCUAUGGAAGGAGUGUUGUAUGGCAUUGAAGCUCGUUUGGAGGUUUGUUAACACAGUGUCCAAUGAAGGGCCAGUUAUAUACAAAAGGGUGUCGUCUGCGUAGAGGUGGAUCUGAGAGUCACCAGCAGCAAGAGCGACAUCAUUGAUAUACACAGAGAAAAGAGUCGAGUCCAGACAACAGUCCCUCCGAUUUGACACAUUGAACUAUAUCUGAGAAGUAGUUGGUGAACCAGGCGAGGCAGUCAUUUGAGAAACCAAGGCUAUUUAGUCUGCCAAUAAGAAUGCGGUGUUUGACAGAGUCGAAAGCCUUGGCCAGGUCGAUGAAGACUGCUGCACAGUACUGUCUAUUAUCGAUUGCGGUUAUAAUAUCGUUUAGGACCUUGAGCGUGGCUGAGGUGCACCCAUGACCAGCUCGGAAACCGGAUUGCAUAGCGGAGAAGGUACGGUGGGAUUCAAAAUGGUCGGUGACCUGUUUGUUAACUUGGCUUUCAAAAACUUUCGAAAGGCAGGGCAGGAUAGAUAUAGGUCUGUAACAGUUUGGAUCUAGAGUGUCACCCCCUUUGAAGAGGGGGAUGACCGCGGCAGCUUUCCAAUCUCUGGGGAUCUCAAACGUUACAAAAGAGAGGUUGAACAGGCUAGUAAUAGGGGUUGCGAAAAUUUCGGCUGCUAAUUUUAGAAAGAAAGGGUCCAGAUUGUCUAGCCCAGAUGAUUUGUAGGGGUCCAGAUUUUGCAGCUCUUUCAGAACAUCAGCUGUCUGAAUUUGUGUGAAGGAGAAGCGGGGGGGGGGCAUGGGCAAGUUGCAGCGGAGGGUGCAGAGCUGGUGGCCGGGGUAGUGGUAGCCAGGUUGAAAGUAUGGCCAGCCAUAGCAAAAUGCUUGUUGAAAUUCUCGAUUAUUGUAGAUCUAUCGGUGGUGAUAGUGUUUCCUAGCCUCAGUGCAGUGGGCAGCUGGGAGGAGGUGCUCUUAUUCUCCAUGGACUUUACAGUGUCCCAAAACUUUUUGGAGUUAGUGCUACAGGAUGCAAAUAUCUGUUUGAAAAAGCUAGCCUUUGUUUCCUAACUGCUUGUGUAUAUUGGUUCCUAACUUCCCUGAAAAGUUGCAUAUCUAGGGGGCUAUUCGAUGCUAAUGCAGUAUGUCACAGGAUGUUUUUGUGCUGGUCAAGGGCAGUCAAGUCUGAGGACAACCAGGUGCUAUAUCUGUUCUUAGUUCUGAAUUUUUUGAAUGGGGCAUGCUUAUUUAAAAUUGAGAGGAAAGCACUUUUAAAGAACAACCAGGCAUCCUCUACUGACAGAAUGAGAUCGAUAUCCAUCCAGGAUACCUGGGCCAGGUCAAUUAGGAAGGCCUGCUCGCUAAAGUGUUUUAGGGAGUGUUUGACAGUGAUGAGGGGUGGUCGUUUGACCGUGGACCCGUUACGGACGCAGGCAAUAAGGCAGUGAUCGCUGAGAUCCUGGUUGAAGACAGCGGAGGUGUAUUUAGAGGGUAAAUUAGUCAGGAUGAUAUCUAUGAGUGUGCCUAUGUUUAUGGAUUUAGGGUUGUACCUGGUAGGUUCCUUGAUAAUUUGUGUGAGAUUGAGGGCAUCUAGUUUGGAUUGUAGGAUGGCCGGGGUGUUAAACAUAUCCCAGUUUAGGUCACCAAGCAGUACGAACUCUGAGGAUAGAUGGGGGGCAAUCAAUUCACAUAUUGUGUCCAGGGCACAGCUGGGGUGUCACGCCCUGACUCAGGGGACUCGUAUAUGUUGAGUCAGGGUGUGUAUAUUCUUUGUUAUGUAGUAUUUUCUAUGUGGGAUCUAGUAUGUUUAGUUCUAUGUUGGCCAGUGUGGUUCCCAAUCAGAGGCAGCUGUCGCUCGUUGUGUCUGAUUGGGAACCAUACUUAGGCAGCCUAUAGGCACUAUUGAGUUGCGGGAUUUUGUUCCGUGUAAGGUUUAUUUUGUGUACUACCUUGGACUUCACGUUUCGUUUCGUUUAUUGUUUUGUCGUGGUGUUUAUUCAGUGUAAAUAAACAUGUACGUAUAUCACGCUGCGCCUUGGUCUGUCCCGUCAUUAAACGAACGUGACAUGGGGGCUGAGGGGGGUCUGUAGCAAGCGGCAACAGUGAGAGACUUAUUUCUGGAAUGGUGGAUUUUUAGAAGUAGGAGCUAGCUCAAACUGUUUGGGCACAGACCUGGAUAGUAUGAUAGAGCUCUGCAGGCUAUCUCUACAGUAGAUUGCAACUCCACCCCCUUUGGCAGUUCUAUCUAGACGGAAAAUGUUGUAGUUGGGGAUGGACAUUUCUGAAUUUUUGGUGGCCUUCCUAAACCAGGAUUCAGACACUGCUAGAACAUCAGGGUUGGUGGAGUGUGCUAACGCAGUGAAUAACUCAAACUUAGGAAGGAGGUUUCUGAUGUUAACAUGCAAAAAGCCAAGGCUUUUACGGUUACAGAAGUCAACAAAUGAUAGCGCCUGGGGAGUAGGAGUGAUACUGGGGGCUGCAGGGCCUGGGUUAACCUCUACAUCACCAGAGGAACAGAGAAGGAGUAGAAUAAGGAUACGGCUAAAGGCUUUAAGAACUGUUCUUCUAGUGCGUUGGGUACAGAGAAUAAAAGGUGCAGAUUUACGGCCGUUGUAGAAUAGAUUCAGGGCAUUAUGUCAGACAAGGAUAUGGAAGGAUAUGAGUACAGUGGAGGUAAACCUAAGUGUUGUGUAACAAUGAAAGCGAUAGCAUCACUGGAGGCACCGAUUGAGCCGAUCUCCGCGUGUAUGGGGGGGUGGAACAAAGGAGCUAUUUGAGGCAGUUUGAGAGGGACUUGGGGCUCUACAGUGAAAUUGUAUAAUAAGAACUAACUGGAACAGCAAUAGGCAAGGCAUAUUGACAUGGGAGAGAGGCAUAAAGCAAUCACAGGUGUUAUUCGAGAGAGCUAAGACAACAACUGGUAAUGGCGAUGAAAGUUUGGGCUGAGGCUAAACAGAUAAAACAGGACAGGGUACCAUGUAAAUGAACAGUCCAGCAGGCAUCAGCUGUGCAGCUGAGUGAUCAUAAGGUCCAGUGAACAGCAAUGUGAGUCCGAGAGCAGCUCGAAUUGGUGCAACAGCACAGGCGAUCAGGAAGCACGAUUGUUGAAUUGCGUGUGCUAGCGGGCCGGGGCUAGCAGAUGGAUCUUCGUGGUCGUCGCAACGGGAAGCCUGUUGAAACCACAGACGAUUAUGUCGGCAGACCAGUCGUGAUGGAUCGGCGGGGCUCCGUGUCGACACUAGGAGGUCCCGUCCAGUUGACAGAGAGGUAGAUAGCCAGGAGAUGGGCCUGACUCGAGGCUAGCUCAAGGCUGAUUAGCCAACCACAACAUCCAUUCGGUUGCAGCUAGCUAGUUGCGAUGAUCCGGUGUUAAAGGUCCAGUGAUUCAGUGAUUCCGGCAGAAAAUGAGAUAUGUUCUUGGUCGAUAACGCGCUGUGCAGACUGGCCGAUAAUAGUUCAGGCUAGAGCUGGCUGGUAGGUAGUGCAGGCCACGGACAAUGGUGGAAAAAAAACCUAGCUGGCUACUCCCGUCCGGUAGACAGAGAGGUAGAUAGCCGGGAUAUGGGCCUGGCUCGAGGCUAGCUCAAGGCUAACUGGUGCUUGCUUCGGGGGCAGUGGUGAUUAGCCAACAGCAACAUCCAUUCGGUUGCGGCUAGCUGGUUGCGAUCCGGUGUUAAGGUCCAGUGAUUCAGUUAUUCUGGCAGAAAAUCUGAUGUUCUGGGUGAAAACCGCUAACGGUGGCUAAUAGCAAGUAGCUAGUUAGCUGGCUAGCUAGUUUCAACUGGAGAUUCUAGAUAAAAGGUAAAUAAUAGAAUCCGUUCCACAUUGAGUGAGGCGGGUUGCAGGAAAGGAUGAAAAGUGUGAUAGGGGAAAUAUAUACAACAAAAUACAAAAAAAAAAAAAAAACUGGCUAUUUACACGGACACACAACAGAGUACACGACCGCACUGCUACGCCAUCUUCGAAAGAUCAUGGAGGUGGUUAUUUUACACUGUUGCAAUGCCCUUGUGAUGAGUAACAUAGCCUGACACCUAAAGACUUCAGUUAGCUCCCCAAACUAAUUCCUGGGCUUUAGCUCAGCGGGUUAUCACAUUGACAGUGUAAUACGACCAGCAAGAGACCAGGGUUCGGACCCAGAAUAUUAGUCUCAAAGUAACCCCAAAGUUGAUGUCUUUGACGUUUGACCAGUCUGCCCAGAGAGUACUCCUAUCUCAGGCCUACCUCAGCAGUUUGACACCAAAACCCAUGUUGUGUAUAAAUAGGACUAGGUGUUCAACAUCACAUGCAAAAUUAGCACAGGGCACUGAAUUGUUUCAGCCUUGGCUUUAUGGUAAAGAUUACAGUUCUGGUGAAGAUGCCAUUUUCAUUGUGGAUUCCAGACAUCCUAUAUGGCUCUUGAUGUGGAUUAUUUUCUCCAAUGUUCUUUGAUUGUUCUUUGGAAUGUUUAUCUUCCACACGUUGAAUGUAAGGGACCAUUUCAGAAUUUUUAACUAAAUAAUGUAAUUUCACAGGACACAUUUAUAACAAAAACGUGCACUUAGAUUUCUUCUCUCAAAUAAGCAGAAAUAUAGGGGAGACAACUCACUGUCAACAUUUCCAUAAUGGGGUUUAAGUGUUAGUGAUGCUUUCUGAUCCAAUAUUCUCCUGGUAGGUGCAGGGGAUUUAUAAUUCAUACAUAAAGAUGGCAUGAUUAUUGUUGCAGUAUUCAUCCAAAUUGCAACAGGCUUUGCCCUCAACUUGUUACGUCAGCGCAGCUCUACUCCCCUCUGUUGUUGCAGACCGGCAGAAAUCGCUCGAAGCUUUCUCUGUUCAGCUCGGAGAUCCAGCGCGUGUCCAGCCAUGCCAAAACGAAUACUUCCCCUGUCAACUCUGUGAAGGGUAGUGAUAGUGGCACAACGCCCCAAGGUGAACUAGGCUUAAGGUUACAACACAUUUGUUGUUUUUACUUUUUCCUAACCCUGAAAUAAAGUUAUUCCUUUUUGGUGCACUCGCGUUUUCUGCAGUGAAUUUUAGCGCAACCUUUCACCAUUGCUUCCCAAAGCAAAACUGACUUUUUAGCGCUUGUUUCUCGGACUCUCCAGAGGAAGCGUGUCGUUGCUGCUGUGGUUGGCAUCGUCAUGGUGUUAGCACUUAUCAUAGCGAUACCGCUGCUGGUCCAAGCGUCCAAGACAGACGCGCACUACGAGAUGAUGGGCACCUGUCGGAUGAUAUGUGAUCCAUACAACCCCAAACCCAGCGCCAAUGCUCUGGAAGUCAUGCGGGACCUGAGCGCCAUACCACCCCCGGCAUUCUCGCAUGGGACUAAAGGCGAGCCGGGUCGGCCGGGGAAACCCGGACCGAGAGGUCCGCCCGGCGAACCGGGUCCACCGGGUCCAAGAGGACCGCCGGGGGAUAGGGGGGACUCGGGGAAACCGGGCUAUCCCGGGCAUACCACGGGAGAGACGGUGGAGGGGACUGUGAGCAGUGCCAGGACCGAAAAUGGUGAGGACCUAGGCUCCGCAAUUGGCGGCACAAAAAUCGCUUUUUAUGUGGGUCUUAAAAACCCCCACGAGGGAUACGAGGUGCUAAGGUUCGACGACGUGGUGACAAAUCUAGGGAACCAUUACGACCCGUCUACCGGCAAGUUCACGUGCCAAGUGUCCGGGAUCUACUACUUUACAUACCAUGUAUUAAUGCGCGGAGGCGACGGGACAAGCAUGUGGGCAGAUUUGUGCAGAAACGGACAGGUAGGCUAUACCUGAUAUUAUGCAAUGAUAUUUUCAAAGUUAUUAUGCUACUGUACACUUCUGAAGUUGAGGGAGAGCGGCCACAUUCAGUGUGCAUUGCCGCAGAUCAAUCUUGGAGGUAUUACGCGCAGAAAGCGCUUAUCUCUCCAAAACGGCAUCUGCUCCAUGCGCUUAAUCUCACACAGUGAGCUCAGUAAGUGAAUUAAUAUGCUCGAGCCACUUUAUUUGUCAGCAAAAACAAACUAAUCGCUAGGUGGGUUUAAGAAGGUUUUUGUCGUUUACUGUAGCGGUCAGCCCUACCCUUGUAAGCCACCUGGAGCGUUUUGUUCGGUGUCAGCGUCUACACAUUGCCAACAUAAACAAACACGAAAUCCUUUAUUCGUUUGGUAGGUUCAAAGUGGUGAAUCUAUAAUGUUUUAGCAUUGGGUCAGGGUGGGCACGAGUUCGUCAAUAGCCUGUUAAGUAAUGAUACAAAGUCCUUCACUACUUUAAUAAUUUGUCUUAUCCGCAGGUCCGCGCCAGUGCGAUAGCCCAGGACGCAGACCAGAACUAUGACUACGCCAGCAACAGUGUGGUGCUUCAUUUAGACUCCGGGGACGAGAUCUACAUCAAGCUGGACGGAGGCAAGGCCCAUGGGGGAAACAACAACAAGUACAGCACGUUUUCCGGUUUCAUUUUGUAUCCGGACUAAACCGCUUCCCAGACAUGCAGGGAUGUGAACUCUACUAUCAUUAUUAGACUCUAUCAUACCUAGAGCAAGUUGCGCAUUGUUCGGGCGCCACUGUAAGCGGCUGUGCGUCAUCUGUUUGUAUUUGGGGGGUUUGGGGCGCAAAGACAUGCCAACCGCCCAUAUACAGAGGACAUUUCCGUGUGAUGUGAUAUUUUUUGCUUGAACGUCUGUCUCUGUUUCCACUCAAGAUAUAGCCUACUAAGAUAUCUAUGUAUCAAAAAUAAGUCAGAUGUCAUAUGUAUUGUUCCACAAAGGACCGAAAGUUACUAAAUGUUUUAUGUCUUAGUAGCUUAUUCCAGUACAGUAAGU
Molecule: messenger RNA, 8230 nt
Organism: Coregonus sp. 'balchen'
Lineage: Eukaryota; Metazoa; Chordata; Actinopteri; Salmoniformes; Salmonidae
Source: the annotation of a GenBank genome assembly